UGAAGUUUGCACAGGGUAGGGGUAGUGAGCCUUUGAGGUGGUAGCCCCAGUGGCAGUGGGCCCAGACCAACCCAGUCUGACACUGCUCAGAACUAUUUAGCUAAAGAUUUAUCUUGAAUGACCAGGUGACCUUAUUUAAGUAGAGGGGGUGGCAGUAUGUUAGGAGCUCCCCGUGAGAAUUGAAUUGCUACCUUCUAUGUUCCACCUGCAGCACAGUACAGAAAACAACAGGCAGCAUCAACUCAUGACUUCUCUCGUGGUGGAACAUUUAAAAGAAAAAAAAGUCACCUCAAGGGAAAAAAGUGCUUGAGUAGUUGAUACUGUUUGGCCUUCAAAGAGAGCUCAUGAGCAGGUCUGUCUAGCAGUAUAAAACAACGGCAAAUAUUUUGGAAAACAUUAAAAUCAUUUUAAUUAUUACAUUUUCCAAGCUUAGAUCCCCUAUAACUUUGUUGGCUUUGGAUCAUAAAACAGUGGUUGAAAAGCUUUUCCAGUUCAGAGGUCCAGCAUUGCCGGCGCACUUUCUGCUUCAAGCUGGACAUUUUUACCUCACACUCAGGGACAGUUAAAAUGUGGAAUGCGGGACAUGACAGUACAUAGAGAGAUAUGCUGUUCAGCAGAAGCAAAGCGCGGGAAAAGUUAAGAACUUCUGUUUGCUCCAGGGACCUAGGCAACCGCUAUGCCAAUGGUCAAUCCUUGUUCACGUCACUCGUACAGUAAAGAAUGAUUCGUCCGACUAUUCCGGCCUGUGAGUGGUGGCGAGUGACAGGCGAAACCCCGCCGCUAAUUAUGUACCUAUUUACCAUUGGUUCCAAUAAACUGCUUGUUGUUAUGACAAGCGGCGGGGCAAAAUCUGAACUGUAUCUUUAACUCGAUGAAUGGGACAGCGAUCACAGGAGAACAGACUAGGCAAUUGAGCAAGAAGGAAAAAAAAUCUCAAAAGGAUAUCGGCAAGAUCUUGCAAGAAGAAAGGUUGAAGUGACACCAUAAAAAACUGGUUGGAGUGAGCAGAAGAAAGACGGUUACAAAAGUAGCAGCAGAAUUUCGUUGCCAUGUUUUAUUAUCCCAAUGUGUUGCAGCGCCACACAGGAUGCUUUGCCACCAUAUGGUUGGCUGCUACCAAAGGCACUAAAAUUUUGAAGCGAGAGUACUUAAAAGUGAAUGUCAUCAGCACCUGUCAACAGAUUAUAGAAUACCUUCUCCACCAGAUUCCACCUCCGCAUGUUGGCUUACCUGUGCCUCGGUUUUCCCUAUAUCUAUCAGCACAGCUCAGUUAUGGAGUGGUGCGUGUUUAUCACCGCCAGUGUGAUCUGCUCAUAGAGGAAAUGAAAAGUACUCUGGAUCGCAUUUAUAAAGCUGAGAAACAGAUGAGGAUAGACCUACUCCAGCCUGAACAACAGGCCCUCCUCCCAGAUGCUCUGUCACUUAUGGAAAUGCUUGAGGAUGCACCAGAUCCCUUUUUUGGGAUGAUGGGAGUUCCUCCUCAGCCACCUGACCCAUUGUUUAUCCCACAGAUUCGCCAGCUUCUGGAGGCUCCAAGCCCAUUGAGAAGAGAACCAGUGACAACACCAACAAGGCCUAAGAAAGCAAAGAAAAGAGACGAGGGGGAUCAUGUUACAUCCCCUGAAAGAAUAACUCUGCGAGAUGUGGAACCGAUAACUUUUCCAUCAAUUGAGCUAAUCAGAGACCUCCCAGAAGCCAGUGUUCAUGAUUUGGAGUUCCUUAUGUCUGAUCUACCAUUGCUUGAAGAAGAACCCAUUUCUGAGCCAAGUAAGAAAGAUACACCCAGAAAGAAAGAGGCAGAAGUGGACGGAAGUAAAUUAGAGACAUUGGAAGAGUCGGUGGAUGAGGCACGCAGCCAAGAAGGAGAGAUACCAGCAGCUGAGCUGUCCCCUUCUGUUGGUCCCUCUUUAGAACCUAUCCCAGAACUUGAUGCUGCCAUUACACUGGAUGAAGUUACAGGAGAACCAGUUGUUGAUUUCCCAGAACUGACUUCACCAGAAAGGUUGAUUCCUGCGGAGGUUUCACCUAGUGAGCGCAUUUCACUACCAGCCAGCCCUCAGCUGGUGCUUAAGGAACUGCCUGCCGCAGAUCGCUCUUCUAAGGUUGAAGCUGUGCGCAGAGGCAAGCUGAUCAUUGACAAAGAGACAAAGAUUGCAGCUAAGAAAAUUCAGGAGCAGAUACAAAGACCUGAUAUAUACACUCAAGCAGCGGUUCCUGCUUUGCUUCCUCCCAAGACUCCAGCCUCUUUGUUCCAGUCUCCAACCUACCAAUAUUGGAUGGCGCCAGAACUAACUGAACUGUGGACCCGUUGUGCUCUGUUACAACCCCUGCAAUAUGUUGAGGAAAAGGAGAGAGAGGAGGAAACUAUGAGUGAAGUGGAGGCUCUCCGUGCCAUUGCAGAGCCUAGUGGUAGUCUCAUAAUGUCCUCAGAGAUCUCCCUGGAAGUGUCCGAAGAAGAGCGUUCUCAUCCUAUUUUAUUCACCCCUGAGGAAAGAAGGGCUGUCUCAGUGCAAGAGGAGAGAUUGCUCCCUAUGGUCUCAGAGAUGCCAGAACUUAUGUUUGAACUUCCAGAGACAGGAGACUUUUCCCUUGAUGAUGUGGAAAGGAGGCUGCGUUCUCAGAUUGACUACCUUGGUCAGACUGAUUUUCUUAGUCAUGCCCCUCACUCAAUCUCUCGCAUUGCUGCCUCCCGACUCUUCUUUAGCAGUCUUGUUCUUUGCACACAGAGCAUUAUUUGUCUGGAACAGAAGCAGCCAUUCAAGCAGAUUCUCAUUACCCCAGGGCCCCUCUACAGCCAGAACUGAGCCUGUUCCUACUCUGCUCCUCAUUCUGCAGUGCCCAUAAUUGCCGUCUCUCCUCUGCCAUGCAUGAAAUUCCUACAUUCACUAGGUUGCAGGGGCUGAUUUUAAAUAAACAGUUAAUAGAAUGUUGGCAUUUUA
Molecule: messenger RNA, 2939 nt
Organism: Xenopus laevis (African clawed frog)
Lineage: Eukaryota; Metazoa; Chordata; Amphibia; Anura; Pipidae
Gene: rec8.L
Product: REC8 meiotic recombination protein L homeolog
Exons: 20
Coding region: 1050-2804 (584 amino acids)
Biological process (GO): sister chromatid cohesion; meiotic sister chromatid cohesion; double-strand break repair
Cellular component (GO): nucleus; meiotic cohesin complex; cohesin complex
Molecular function (GO): chromatin binding
Source: RefSeq, a predicted model, not a curated record